UGUCCACUCGUUUUUAUAUUUAUUUUCUCUUAAAAAAAAAAAAAAAAGUUUCUCUCCUUCCCCGAAAUGUCCAGAACACGGAGAGAAUAAUCCUAUUUUUCUUUCAGAUUUUGAUUCUACAUUGAUUUUUCCGGUCCUUUCUAUGGAAAAAUCAGUGAGUUUUAAAAAUUUCUUGUAUAUUGGAUUCUAAUUCUUGAAAAAGAAAAAAAGAAAAGAAAAGCUUGAAAGAGUGUUGGAGCUAUCUAGUUGCAUUUUCGUGGGAAGAGAUCUGGGAUUUACUUUCUUCAUUCAUAAGAGGUUUAGGGAGAUUCUUGAUUUUCUUGCAGCAAAUGGUGAACUUAGUUUUCUUGAAUUCCAAGAAUCUAAGAUUUAUGAAGAGAAAAUAAAGUAAGAAGACAGGAGAAGAAACUACGCGUGGCUAUUGGGGGUUUUUGACUCGUGUAAUGCUGGGUAGGAGCUUUGUAAAACAAGGUCUAAAAGACCUUUCUCUUAAUUGGGCAUCUUUUGGUUUCUAAUUCAGAUCGUCAAGAAUCACGGUUCCUAGAGAUCUGAAGCUCUUUUGUCUUAAAAAGUGUCAUAAAUUUUUGUAACCGAUAAUAAUAAUAAUAAUAAUAAUAAACAAAAUAAAACAGGACAGAUGAUGAGAAUGAAUACUAAACCGACAGGGCUGUCGCAUAUGAAUGGCGGCUCAACUGCUGGUGUCGGCGUCGGCGUCGGCGGCGGCCGUGGAGGUGAGUCUGGGUCAGAAUGGGAGCUUAGACCAGGGGGAAUGUUAGUACAGAAGAGAACCCCAGACUCCGAUCGGAGCUCUAUCUCUCCACCGACAAUAAGAGUUAGGGUUAAGUACGGGUCAACUUACCACGAAUUGAGUAUCAGCUCUCAAGCUACAUUUGGGGAGUUGAAGAAAAUGUUGACAGGGCCGACCGGACUGAAUCAUGAAGACCAAAAGCUGAUAUUUAAAGAUAAAGAGAGGGAUUCAAAAGCAUUUCUUGAUAUUUCUGGAGUGAAAGACAAGUCCAAGAUUGUGCUUGUUGAAGACCCAAUUAGCCAGGAAAAACGUUUUCUUCAGAUGAGAAAGAACGCCAAGAUGGAGAAAGCUUCAAAAUCUAUCUCAGAAAUCAGCCUCGAAGUUGAUAGGCUAGCUGGCCAGGUGUCGGCUCUCGAAUCUAUUAUUACAAAAGGAGGGAAAGUAGCAGAGAAAACUGUUCUUAAUUUGAUUGAGUUAUUGAUGAAUCAAUUGCUGAAACUGGAUGGAAUCAUGGCAGAUGGGGAUGUGAAACUACAAAGGAAAAUGCAGGUGAGAAGAGUACAAAAGUAUGUAGAGACUUUGGAUAUGUUGAAGUUGAAGAACUCGAUGCCUAAUGGCAAUGGGAAUCACAUACCAACGCGACAACAAGAUUUAAAGCAUUCAAAUGGACAGAGACUAGCCCCGAUUCAAGAACAGCAAGCAAGGCGCUCCAAUGGGCAAAGUCUAAUACCAAUAGAUGAAGAGGAGCAACCAAGGCACUCCCCCAUUCAGCAGCAGUCAUCGAGGCAUUCAGCAACAGGUGCAGUUGUGGUUACCACGCAAUGGGAAACCUUUGAUUCUACUCCAGCAUUACUGCCGGUACCAUCAUCAUCGGCAUCCAAUCCAGCGACAAAUAAAAAUAAUAACAAUUCAGUCCAUCAACCCAAAUUCCCAUGGGAUUUCUUCGACUGAGCUCAAUGCCAAGUAGUAGUUGGUUCUUUUUUUUUUUUUCUUUUUUUUUUUCUCUUCUUUCAAAUGUGUGUGGAUGUGCUUUUGGUUUGUCUGCAGUUGGUUUGUUUUCAGUAUCAUCUCGAUUCUUUGAUGUAUUUAGAUUUGUUAGGACCCCUGCCUUUAACCUCCCAUUCGGUUCAACAAAUAAAUUGGGGGGGCUGCUACACUCGUCCAUUAUUGUUAUUUUGCUAUUAACUUGUUCUCUCUUUGUACUUUCUGUUGUCCACAAAAAACAAAAAGAAAAAAGAAAAUAUCAUUUGGUAUUUGUAUGCUCUGGUUUCUGAUAGGGAUACAAACAUUAUAAAAAUAUUUGUAGAAUUUUUCAUUA
Messenger RNA from Ricinus communis (castor bean), 2066 nucleotides. Its product is annotated as BAG family molecular chaperone regulator 1. Gene Ontology annotation, biological process: protein stabilization. NCBI's taxonomy places the organism in Eukaryota, Viridiplantae, Streptophyta, Magnoliopsida, Malpighiales, Euphorbiaceae. The transcript has 4 exons. Gene Ontology annotation, cellular component: cytoplasm. Bases 638 to 1699 code for a protein of 353 amino acids. The record is from RefSeq and is a predicted model, not a curated record. Gene Ontology annotation, molecular function: adenyl-nucleotide exchange factor activity; protein-folding chaperone binding.